Messenger RNA from Setaria italica (foxtail millet), 1662 nucleotides. Its product is annotated as cytoplasmic 60S subunit biogenesis factor REI1 homolog 1. The coding region runs from base 197 to 1414 and encodes 405 amino acids. Lineage: Eukaryota; Viridiplantae; Streptophyta; Magnoliopsida; Poales; Poaceae. Gene Ontology annotation, biological process: ribosomal large subunit biogenesis. Gene Ontology annotation, cellular component: preribosome, large subunit precursor. The transcript is spliced from 5 exons. The record is from RefSeq and is a predicted model, not a curated record.
CUCCUCGCCCUCGCAUACUUCUCCUCCCCAUCUCCCCCGCCCCGCCGCCACUUCUCCCACAACUCUUCACCAACGCGCCGCCGCCGCCGCGAAGAAGGCGAAGCGGCACCGGAAGAAGAAGCGAAGCGAGCCCCUUCCCCGCCCGUGCCAAGCCGAACCCCGGAAGCGAGGGAAGGGAAGAGAGAGCGGCGCGAGGAUGCCGACGGUGACCUGCAACGCGUGCAACGCGGGGUUCGACGACGAGGAGCAGCAGCGGCUCCACUACCGCUCCGAGUGGCACCGCUACAACCUCAAGCGCAAGGUGGCUGGAGUUCCUGGUGUGACUGAGGCUCUGUUUUUGGCUAGACAAGCUGCUUUAGCAGAGGGGAGCAAGCCUGCAAGCACCCCAAUGCUUUACAGUUGUGCUCUCUGUGGAAAGGAGUACAGGAGCUCAAAAGCUCAUGAACAGCAUCUUAACUCAAGAUCACAUCUUAUGAGAGCCUCUCAGGAGCCCAAUGCCUCCAUUGCUGGAAUCACGAUAGUCAAACCUCUUCCUGAGCGAGUUCCACGUAGAGCUCCAUCUGCAGUAGAGGAUGAAGAUGAAGAUGAAGAUGAGGAGGAAGAGUGGGUUGAAGUUGACCCAAAUGAGAUGGAGUUGGCUGAUGAUUCUACUUCAAGCAUGCAAAUAGAUGAGCGGUCAUCCAAAUCAUAUGAUGACAUGGAUGAUCUUGAAGAGUUGGAUAUCUCGUUGUGUUUCAUGUGUGAUCUCAAGCAUGACACCAUAGAAGACUGCAUGGUCCAUAUGCACAAGAAGCACGGGUUUUUCAUACCUGACAGUGAAUACUUGAAGGAUCCCAGUGGUCUUCUUACUUAUGUCGGACUGAAGGUGAAGCGUGAUUUUAUCUGCCUCUACUGUAAUGACAGAUGCCAGCCCUUCAUAAGUCUAGAGGCUGUCAGGAAACACAUGGAUGCAAAGGGUCAUUGCAAAUUGCGGUAUGGAGAUGGUGGAGAUGAUGAAGAUGCUGACCUCGAGGAUUUCUAUGAUUACAGCAGCAGUUAUGUUGAUGUGGAAGGCAAGCAGUUGAUUGCUGCUGAUGAUGCUAACAGCAACUUUGAGCUUGGAAGCGGUGGGUCUGAGCUAGUAAUAACAAACAAGAGUGAGAAAGGAACUCGUGUGACAACUCUUGGUUCUAGGGAAUUUAUCCGCUACUACCGCCAGAAGCCGCGGCCUUCUGUUGCUACAGAUCGUGCUCUUGCACUUUCACUGGCUUCCAGCUACAAGAGCAUGGGCUUGGUGACAGUUCAGUCUAAGGAGCAAAUGGUGAGACUGAAGGUUCUCCGAGCAAUGAACAAGAGCGGGGUCGAGACGAUGCGAACCAAGAUUGGUAUGAAGAGCAAUGUGAUCAGGAACCUCCCAAAGAACUGCCCAUAUUAGAUGAUAACGCCUCAUCAUGUGUGGGGUUCAAACCCAUCUGGGGGCUUAUCUCGAGAUGUCUAUGGCGUCUUGUGUUUUUUGUCCAUCACUAACCAUCGUGAUGCUUAAGAUAUUCGCAGUAGCAGUAUACCUUCCAUACAAAUGUUUAUUUUCGGGGAGUCAGAUGUUAUGUUCUUACUGUUAUGUAAUUUGUUGAGCUGUGUUGGACAGCUAUGACAUCUAUCCUUGCUCUUUGUGCCAUGUGCUAA